Aspergillus candidus is the source of this 1254-nucleotide messenger RNA. It is a transcript of the gene lys1, whose product is annotated as saccharopine dehydrogenase (NAD+, L-lysine-forming). Gene Ontology annotation, molecular function: saccharopine dehydrogenase (NAD+, L-lysine-forming) activity. NCBI's taxonomy places the organism in Eukaryota, Fungi, Ascomycota, Eurotiomycetes, Eurotiales, Aspergillaceae. The coding region runs from base 60 to 1190 and encodes 376 amino acids. Gene Ontology annotation, cellular component: cytoplasm. The transcript is spliced from 9 exons. The record is from RefSeq and is a predicted model, not a curated record.
UUUCUACCGUUGCAUUGUUCAAUUCCUUUUCUCUUACAAUCUUCUGACUCUAUUCCAUCAUGUCCAACAAGAUCUGGUUGCGUGCCGAGACCAAGCCGGCUGAGGCCCGCUCUGCCUUGACUCCCACCACCACCAAGGCUCUGAUUGAUGCCGGUUACCAGGUCACCGUGGAGCGCUCUACUCAGCGCAUCUUUGAUGACCAGGAAUUCGCCGACGUGGGAGCCCCUCUGGUCGAGGAAGGUUCGUGGGUCAAGGAUGCCCCCAAGGACGCCUACGUUUUGGGUCUGAAGGAGCUGCCCGAGGACGACUUCCCCCUCGAGCAUGUCCACAUCUCGUUUGCGCAUUGCUACAAGCAGCAGGGUGGCUGGGAGAAGGUCCUCAGCCGGUGGCCCCGUGGCGGUGGUACUCUCCUCGAUCUGGAGUUCCUGACGGAUGACGCCGGACGCCGCGUUGCUGCUUUCGGCUGGUCCGCUGGCUAUGCGGGCGCCGCUCUCGCCGUGAAGAACUGGGCGUGGCAGCUGACGCACCCCGAGAAUGAGUCUCUGCCCGGGGAGACGCCCUAUGCCAACCAGGACCUGCUGAUUGAGUCGGUCAAGGAGACGGUUGAAGCCGGCAAGAAGGCCGCCGGCCGUCUUCCCAAGGUUUUGGUCAUUGGAGCGCUGGGCCGCUGCGGCAACGGUGCCGUCCAAUUGGCCAAGGACGUCGGAAUUCCCGAGUCCAACAUCAUGCAGUGGGAUAUGGCCGAGACCAAGAAGGGUGGUCCCUUCAAGGAGAUUAUUGAAGAGGCCGACAUCUUCAUCAACUGCAUCUACCUGUCGGCGAAGAUCCCUCCCUUCGUCGAUGCCACCUCCCUCUCCUCGCCGAACCGUACCCUGUCGGUCAUCUGUGACGUGAGCGCCGAUACUACCAACCCCAACAACCCCGUCCCCGUCUACACCAUCACGACCACCUUCGACAAGCCCACCGUGCCGGUCAUCCUGCCCGCGGGCACCCAGGGUCCCACGCUCAGCGUCAUCAGCAUUGACCAUCUGCCCUCGCUCCUCCCCCGGGAGAGCUCCGAGAUGUUCAGCGAGGCCUUGAUGCCCAGCCUUUUGCAGCUGAAGGACCGCCAGAACGCCCGCGUGUGGAAGCAGGCCGAGGAUCUGUUCAAGGAGAAGGUGGCCACGCUGCCCGAGGGUAUGCUCUCGUAGAUGAUUUGUGUUAUAGUGGAUAUACAGGAAUAGAGAGCUAAAAGUCUGGCAUGAUUGGCCUCGA